GAGUAGAGCUGCCUGGAAGGCUGCUCGYACGGUCACAGACUGAGACACGACGCGCACAGAGACGGUUUUAAAGCAUAAACCCACCGUAAAUGGGUUUAUCACCACAUCAGACGAUCUUUUAUUCGAUUCCGUUCAUCUCUACAGUUUGUUUUGGAUGGAUUAUCUUGUUUACGUCUCACCGAAAAGCCUUGCAACGCCCUGUCUGCUCGGUCAUUGACGUUGGAGAACGCCUUCAUCUGCCUAUGCAAUGGCAACCUUUAGUCACCAGGUGCUCCUCGCAGUCACAAGAUCAAGGGGGCCAUAUUUAUUGUCCAAGAGGCAAGGCUGCUCCUCUCUGCCUUCCAAAGCUUAUCUCCACUUAGAUCCACCUCGACAUCCCUUGUCACCGAUCCCUCUCAGACACUCCCGCCACAGUUACUGUCCUCGAGGUCACUCCUUCAGCCGUGAGCGCAGCUCCGCCCUGCUCGCCCGCUCUCUACACAGCUCAAGUGUCUGGCUCCAGGAUGUAAAGCAGGAGGACUCCAAGGCCUCUACAGCUGCUGCGCAGGAUGCUUCUACGGGCGAUAAAACGGACUCCGUGGCAGCCGAGCCUCAGUCCCAGCCUCCAGCAGCUCCCACUCCAGCGUCCACCGCUGCCACAGCAGCUGUCAUCCCUCCGGUUCAGGAGAAGGCCAUUGUGAAGAAGUCUCUGUAUCAGAGGAUUGUAGACGAGUUGAAGCAUUACUACAAYGGCUUCAGGUUACUCGGCAUCGACACCAAGAUCGCAGGCAGGACGGUGUGGAGGCUGCUGCACGGACAGGUGCUCACACGACGGGAGAGGAGACGGCUGAUGAGGACCUGCGCUGACCUCUUCCGCCUCGUGCCCUUCAUGGUGUUCAUCAUUGUCCCUUUCAUGGAGUUCCUUCUUCCCGUCUUCCUCAAACUUUUCCCAGAAAUGCUGCCUUCCACCUUUGAGACGGAGUCUAAGAAGGAGGAGAAGCAGAAGAAAGGUCUGGCUGCAAAGCUGGAACUGGCCAAGUUUCUCCAGGAAACCAUCGCUGAGAUGGCCCAAAGGAAUAAAGCAAAGGCUCAGAUCGAAGAGGAGACCCGCCGUUUCUCCACUUACGUUGAGAAGGUUCGGGGCACCGGGGAGCAGCCCACCACCAAGGAUAUCGUCCGUUUCUCGAAGCUGUUUGAAGACGAGCUGACGCUGGAGCACCUGGAGCGCUCGCAGCUGGUGGCGCUGUGCAAACUGUUGGAGCUUCAGCCCAUCGGCACGAACAACCUGCUGCGUUUUCAGCUGAUGAUGAAGCUCAGAGCCAUCAAGUCUGACGAUGAGAUGAUCGCAGCAGAAGGCGUGGCAGCUAUGAGCGUGUCAGAGCUACAGGCAGCGUGUCGCAGUCGUGGGAUGAGGUCUCUGGGUCUCACCACAGAUCAGCUACGUCAGCAGAUGCAGCAGUGGCUGGAUUUGCAUCUGAAGGAGAACGUUCCUCCAUCGCUGCUGUUGCUCUCCCGAGCCAUGUACCUGACAGACCUCCAACCAAAACCUCACGUCAUCCCACCCGUUCCCAAGCUGGAGAAAGUUGCUGCUUCGCCAGUGGAGAACUCAGGAACAAACCCGGCUCCUGCAAGUCCGGAACAGCUGUCCGACCCUGCUGUCAUCAUCAAAGACAGACCGGAGGAGGAGCUGAAAGACAAAGCAGCUGUAGUGUUGGACAAACCUUUGUCUCCUGCUGAGGUACUUCAGGCUAAAGCAGCAACAGAGGUGACCCAGAAGAGUAAGAUGAGUGCAAACGGUGUUUAAAGACAGUUCCUCUCCUCGUUACCUUCCMGAAGAACCCUGUCACCGCUUCUGUUUCAUCGUCUCACCGCCGACCCUCCGCUCAAAUAUUUCCCCACUUCGUUCUCGGUAUCUCUCCGAACAUUUCACCUGGACCGACAGAAAACCGUCGAUGUGAUUUUCUUUGACCCAACAUCCGGGAUGUGAUGCUCAAACCUCCCUCUGCACUUCCUGAUUUAUCAUCUAAUGGCUCCUCCUCCACACACACCCCCGACCAUCUCCUCUGUCUGUAAAUUUGUAGAUAAUAUAUAUAUUUAUAUACAUAUAUUUUCUCUCUUGCAUUAAAAGCAGCAGUUUUGUACAGUUUGCUAUGCAAAAGACAAAGAAUUUAUUUCUCAUAAUUUUUAUUUUAAAGACUUUUUUUUUUCCCUGAAAGAAACAAUUAGCUGAACGUUUUGGUUCAGUUGCUGCCCCCACCUUCAUUUUUGCUCAAAAGGCUUGACUUUGCUAUUCAUGCCUAAAGAUAUCCUGACAAAAUGACACACUUUAAAUCUUCAAUUAAUUAAAAUCCAAAAGGCUCAUUCAGAAUGCAAGACAUUAAUUUAAUCAGCUUGUCUCAAUGGGACAAUGUGGGUUUACUGCUGCUUUAAAUAGCAAAUGAAGACCUAUUAAACUUGCCUAAAUGUAGUUUUACUUUUUCUGAUUAGCCACUGAAAGGACAACCUGUACAGAAAUGCUGAAUUUCUUUGCGUAUUCUGUAUAUAUUUUGUAACAAGGAUGCUAAAAUAUCUUUAAAAUGAAAAUACUUAACGUUGUACGCUGUUGUAUGUAGAGAAAUACUGAAUCUACAGAUGAAAUUACUGUUUUUUUGGGGAAAUGAGAGAGUAUUUUGUGCUGAUAUUCCCACCUGUCAUUAAACCCCAGGAAGAUAAUCAUGGAAAUUUAACAAAUUCAUGAUCAAAAUUGUUUUUCUUUAUUGCUGUUUUCCACCAAAUAACUGCUAGUGAUGUUUACUGUUCUUGGUUUUACAUACAGAUUGUGCCUGAGGUUAAACAGUUAAUGUUUUUCAUUUUUACUCCCAGUGUUUAAAAUGCUUAUUUGCACCCUUCUUUAUGUCUGUCUUUUUUUCUUUAAUCCUUUUUUCUUGCUAUAAUCACAUCACUACAAUUACAAGGAGAUUCAAGAUAAAAAAAACAUAAGAGCUGCUUUGCCUUUUUGUGCUUUACUGCCAAACCUAAAAACUAAAUCCAGCAUUUUUCCUGAACAGUUUGUUAGCUCUUUCCUACAUUUCUCUGCUCAGAAAUGUGUGACUUGAAAGAAUCAGCUGGAAGGUUUUCUGUCUGAUGCUGUUAGAAAGCAGCACCACAGGAAUAACUGGACCACAAGUGUUUCUUCUGUUGCGCUCUCCUCAAUCUGCAGCUUGUUUUUCCUUUACAACCUUUGUUUAUGUCACUUUGUGCAAGAGUGUGUGUUUACUUUUUACUCCUCAGCAUUGUGAGUGAGUUUUAACAACACUGUCUGGAAACUGUAACUGAGGAUUCCUCUCUGAUGGUUUGUUUAUGGCUCAGAACAGAAUCUGGACCGCUGUCCGAUUACAUUCAUGCAUCACUCCAAGAUUGUUGAGGUUUUGGUUGAUGACAAACAAGAAUUCAUGUGAUUAAAGUCAUGAAACCCUUUA
This is a messenger RNA of Austrofundulus limnaeus, 3437 nucleotides long. It is a transcript of the gene letm2, whose product is annotated as leucine zipper-EF-hand containing transmembrane protein 2. The record is from RefSeq and is a predicted model, not a curated record. Gene Ontology annotation, biological process: intracellular monoatomic cation homeostasis. Gene Ontology annotation, molecular function: ribosome binding. Gene Ontology annotation, cellular component: mitochondrial inner membrane. The coding region runs from base 248 to 1783 and encodes 511 amino acids. The transcript is spliced from 12 exons. NCBI's taxonomy places the organism in Eukaryota, Metazoa, Chordata, Actinopteri, Cyprinodontiformes, Rivulidae.